Messenger RNA from Eptesicus fuscus (big brown bat), 975 nucleotides. It is a transcript of the gene SOX2, whose product is annotated as SRY-box transcription factor 2. The record is from RefSeq and is a predicted model, not a curated record. Gene Ontology annotation, biological process: anatomical structure morphogenesis; cell differentiation; regulation of DNA-templated transcription. NCBI's taxonomy places the organism in Eukaryota, Metazoa, Chordata, Mammalia, Chiroptera, Vespertilionidae. Gene Ontology annotation, molecular function: RNA polymerase II cis-regulatory region sequence-specific DNA binding; DNA-binding transcription factor activity, RNA polymerase II-specific. The transcript has a single exon. Bases 7 to 975 code for a protein of 322 amino acids.
GCCCGCAUGUACAACAUGAUGGAGACGGAGCUGAAGCCGCCGGGCCCGCAGCAAACUUCGGGGGGCGGCGGCGGCGGCGGCGGCGGCAACUCCACGGCGGCGGCGGCGGCGGGCGGCAACCAGAAGAACAGCCCGGACCGCGUCAAGCGGCCCAUGAACGCCUUCAUGGUGUGGUCCCGCGGGCAGCGGCGCAAGAUGGCCCAGGAGAACCCCAAGAUGCACAACUCGGAGAUCAGCAAGCGCCUGGGCGCCGAGUGGAAACUUUUGUCGGAGACGGAGAAGCGGCCGUUCAUCGACGAGGCCAAGCGGCUGCGAGCGCUGCACAUGAAGGAGCACCCGGAUUAUAAAUACCGGCCGCGGCGGAAAACCAAGACGCUCAUGAAGAAGGAUAAGUACACGCUGCCCGGCGGGCUGCUGGCCCCGGGCGGCAACAGCAUGGCGAGCGGGGUCGGGGUGGGCGCCGGCCUGGGCGCGGGCGUGAACCAGCGCAUGGACAGCUACGCGCACAUGAACGGCUGGAGCAACGGCAGCUACAGCAUGAUGCAGGACCAGCUGGGCUACCCGCAGCACCCCGGCCUCAACGCGCACGGCGCGGCGCAGAUGCAGCCCAUGCACCGCUACGACGUGAGCGCCCUGCAGUACAACUCCAUGACCAGCUCGCAGACCUACAUGAACGGCUCGCCCACCUACAGCAUGUCCUACUCGCAGCAGGGCACUCCCGGCAUGGCGCUGGGCUCCAUGGGCUCGGUGGUCAAGUCCGAGGCCAGUUCCAGCCCCCCCGUGGUUACCUCUUCCUCCCACUCCAGGGCGCCCUGCCAGGCCGGGGACCUCCGGGACAUGAUCAGCAUGUACCUCCCCGGCGCCGAGGUGCCGGAGCCCGCCGCCCCCAGCAGACUUCACAUGUCCCAGCACUACCAGAGCGGCCCGGUGCCCGGCACGGCCAUCAACGGCACACUGCCCCUCUCGCACAUGUGA